CUACCCCAACCCCCACCCCUUCAUAUCCCCCUCCCUCGCCUCCACCACCCGCGCCGCCCUCUUCAACCACCGCAAAUCACACACCCUGCGCGCCUCCGCCAGAAACGCCUCCUCGUAGUCCUCCCUGCCGACCCCGGCCCGCCGCGCCGCCCGACACCCCUGCACGUACACGUCGGCCACGUACAGCGCCCGCAGCGCCUCGAGGGUGUACGCGUCGCGCGCCAUCAGAUCCUCGAUCCCGUCGCGCGGGUCCGCGCCGCCUACCAGCGUCUCCACGGACCCCGGCAGGUGGUCGUAGAACCGGCCCAGGCGCGGCUUGUGGAUCAUCGGCACGCGCGCCCAGUACGCGGCGCAGUCCUCGCACGCCCGCGCCCAGCGGUCCGUGUCCAUGCCGGUCGGGUUCGUGGUGAGGUCGUGCAGGUCCGCGAGGAAGACGGGGUAGCUGGGGGAGCCCAUCGCGGUGCGGGUGCAGGUGAGGUGGUGGUGGAAGGUGGCG
Messenger RNA from Aspergillus fijiensis CBS 313.89, 496 nucleotides. RefSeq lists its product as uncharacterized. NCBI's taxonomy places the organism in Eukaryota, Fungi, Ascomycota, Eurotiomycetes, Eurotiales, Aspergillaceae. The annotation marks the transcript as partial. The transcript has a single exon. The record is from RefSeq and is a predicted model, not a curated record.